CAUGUUCUUACCCAUAUUCACCGCCACCAGCGUCUUCAAGCCCGAUAUCAAUCAGAGGCAAGCUCACAUGCAAGGGUUGAAAGAGAUGAUACGUCUCAGGGGAGGAGUCCACGGGCUAGGCUCUUUCAAACCACUGCAACACUUAUUAAUCAGACAUUCUGUUCCAAGAGCCGCUAUAUCAUUUCAAAAAGCCAAGCUUCUGCCGCCGGACUUAAUUGGUCAGCUGUUUCAUAACUAUCCCAAGUCUUCCAGAUUCUACGGCGAGCCCGGGCCUAUGUGGCAACAAAGUAGUCGCAUUGGCGUAGACAGCAAGCUGCUGGACCUGAUCCGCACCGUGGAGUGUCUUUUGCAGGAUACUCGUGCCUGGUUUGAAGCACCAGAUACUAGUCCUUUCGACACCAUCGACCUAAACACCAUAUACUCAAUGAUAAUUAGCAUGUGUGUCCGCUGGUACCUGACAACCGAAAGCGAAGGCCGUCUGAAGUCCGUCGACGCUAUUCUUGGGCUCUGUUUAAUGCAAUUUACAGCAUUCUUGUGUCGCUCUACAUGUCCCGCUAGAUAUAGCGGACCCAUUUCUGUCCUUGAGCGACUGAAUGAGCACUUGUUCUAUCAUUACCACGAAAAUAUGGCGGUUUUACACGCUGCAAAUCUGGACGUCUGGGUAGGGAUACUCAUCGUUCUAAGCUCAGAUGGCAUAUCCGGAUACCAGGAAAUCUUUUGGAACAUUUACAUGGAGAUAAUUGCCAAGAAUCGCGCGGUAUUGGGAAGCUUUGGGGACCUUCAGACAAUUUUAACGACCCACUGUCUUUGGAGUCCUUAUCCAAUGGACAUUCACGCAAAGAAUAUCUGGGACGAGACGCCAAUAGAUUUGGAGACACAGAAUGUUAACUCACCGGAACCAGCAAUCACGAGAACACGGAUCCAGAGAACAAUUAGACUGGCCGCGGCAUUGGUAUCCUCAAAUCCAUACCUCGGUGGGUAUCCCAUAGGGCACACACCAAUGGAGAAUGAGUAAUUGAUGUAUAGCUUUUGAACUAGUAAUCUAAGCAGUAUAGAUGUAAAUCUA
Trichoderma harzianum CBS 226.95 is the source of this 1066-nucleotide messenger RNA. RefSeq lists its product as hypothetical. Lineage: Eukaryota; Fungi; Ascomycota; Sordariomycetes; Hypocreales; Hypocreaceae. The record is from RefSeq and is a predicted model, not a curated record. The annotation marks the transcript as partial. The transcript is spliced from 2 exons.